GUUUGCCCAGGACCUGUCAGACAGAGAAAGGUUCAAGAUGGCCGACCAUGUAGAUAUUCACCUGCAGUAUCAGCGAGAGGACAACUGGUACAGGAUGCGCAUGAGGGCCCAGGAAGAAAGGGAGCUGCAGAGAAAGAUGGAGGUGGAGAGGCAAAAAGAGCUGCAGAGAAAGAUGGAGGUGCAGAGGCAAAAAGAGGUGAAGAGGCAGCAAAAGGCAGCGCGGCUGCUGGAGAUGAAGAGAGAAAGAGAGAAAGAGAUGGAGGAAGAGCUGCAAAUACUGAAACGGGCAGUUCUGCAAGAGUGGGCAAAGACCACGAAUCAACAGACCUGGAGGCUGACCCAGGAAGAAAUUGAGGAAUUGCAGAGGCGCCGAGAAGAGGAACAGGCGGGGAGAAUCUACAGCAGAGACAGCAACUUCAUGCUAGAAGAAAGGGAAGAAGUUAUGGCCAAAGCAGACAGAACUGCUCAACUGGAGAAAGAGAGGGAGAUGGAGAUCCACUAG
Messenger RNA from Sardina pilchardus (European sardine), 502 nucleotides. Its product is annotated as tol-Pal system protein TolA-like. Bases 38 to 502 code for a protein of 154 amino acids. The transcript is spliced from 3 exons. The record is from RefSeq and is a predicted model, not a curated record. NCBI's taxonomy places the organism in Eukaryota, Metazoa, Chordata, Actinopteri, Clupeiformes, Clupeidae.